AUGGCUGAUUUUCGCCAGCUCGCGCUCGACUAUGUCCUGGAAGAGAACAAGGUGAAAUCAGUUCGCUUUGCCCAGAUAGCCGCCAAGGAGAUUGAAACGGCUGCCCCAAAUUCCAACCCGGUAGCACGAUGGGUUGAAUCUGUUCAACCCUGGAUGCCUGGCAGCAAUGAUGACGAUGAGAUGCGAGAUAUUGAUGACACACCGGACUGGACGGCAAGAUCAAGAGCAUUGGACUUCUUAUCGCGGACGUUGAAUUACCUGAACUCAGAAGCCCUCAAACCCAGCCAAGUUAGUCUCUUGGUCACAUUCUUUGGAGCCAUGUUUGAUGUUGAUCACAAGGCGGGUAUUCUACCGUCAGCGACUGCACUCUCUCGCAUCAUUGCCAUGAAGUCGUUUCACCCGAGCAGUGGCAGGGGCAUCAUUCAAAAGGUGUGCACACUGAAAGAAGACUUCCCUCGGCAAGCAUCGAAGACUCGUCUUGCCAUAUACGAGCUGCUCAGAUCGCUACUCAGCAAUCCAGAGGUCGCUAGAGACCUUAAGCAGCGAGAUGGCCAGGACACCGCAUUUAUGAAGGAGCUUUUGCACCUUUGCCAGACUGAAAGGGAUCCUGAUUGCUUGAUGGUAUGGUUUGAUGUACUUCGACUCUUUAUUUCAGAGUAUUCACCGUCCAAAGAUACAUUGGAGGAAGUUUAUGGAACAUUCAAGGCAUAUUUUCCCAUCACUUUACCUCGUACCGCCCAGAGUGGCGUGACGCCUGAGGAACUGAAAUUGCGGCUGCGCAAAUGCUUCUCAUCAACCCAUCGUCUUGCCUCCCUGUCUCUACCUUUUCUCAUGGGUAAAUUAGACCAAGGAGACGGUGUUACCGUCAACGUAAAGGUUGAUGUUUUGCGGACAAUAAGGGCUUGCUUGGAAGAGUACCAAGACCCAGCGGAAUCAAUCACACCAUAUACGAGCAGAAUAUGGACCAGUUUGAAAUAUGAAGUCAGGAACGGAGAAGUGGAAGACACUAUUUGGGCAACGCUCGAAGUCCUUAAGGCCCUUACUACAAGACUAGCGGGCGACGACUUGCGCGACUACACACUGGCGGUUACCAGAGACUGCGUGGUUGAUUUGGCCACUCCAAUGUAUACCACGGCUGCUGGUCGAUUGCUCGUUAGCGUGCUCAGUGCCAACCCCGGCGCCUUUGUUCUCAUGGUUGCGCCAGCAAUCACGCACAUCAAGGAGAAUCUUCGUCACCCCAAAUCACCGACUCAUAGCCAGGAUCUUCUGAAAAUCCUGCGCAUUAUUCUGGAAACCCGUUUACUACUCACGGAUGCGGAAAUGUCAGAACAGGAUAGGAAUGACUUCGCAGCGGUGGAUGGAAUUUUCAAGUCUCUCUAUGCUGAUGUUUACAGAGGGCCUUUGGGAUUGUUCGCAAUCUCAGGCGUAUCUGACGAGGACUUGAGACUGUCAACAGAGGCAGCACAAGGUCUUGGUGCUCUCAUUGGGCAGAGAGAAGUCAAGUCCCUGGCUUCUGAAACAGCCCAGAGGACUUUAGACUUCCCGUUGCUGCUACCCGUGUCGACAUGUGAUGAAAGCUGUGAGACCCUGUUCAAGAUUUCCACAAAACAAUGGGACGAAAAGUCAAGGAGAAUCGGCGCCGAUGACCUGGUCAAUGAAUCAGUAAAGGCCUUGCACCGCAUCAUCCAGGUAUAUCCCAAGGGAUAUCAGUCAUUGAUCACUAAAGGAUCGUCCAUAUUUCGACAAUCCAUUGUCAACCUUACAGAUGACUCCAUAGCCACCAUUCAAUCACUGGGACCGCUUCUAGCGUAUGUUGGUUGCUCGUCUCUGUCGGCGGAUCUGGCGUUAUCACUUGGGCGGUUUGUGCAAGUCAUGAGGACCAUCGAACUGGAGUUGGAGGCAGCUAUUGACCAGGCAGCCAGCCCGAAAAUAUGGUGUUUCCUGGUUGCUGGAAUUCACUCAACUGUGAGAUACUUCAAUGAGGCCUGUUUGGAAAAGGACGCAAAGGCCAGUUUAAUGGAGGACGCUCCAUCAUUGGACCAAAUCACUGCCAAGUAUCCCAUGCUGGCAUCAACGAAUCCUGCUAGUGAGCCUACAUCGGCAACAGCUCAUUCAACCCCAGCCUCUGUUGGUGAGGCUCGUGGCGACGCUUUGUUGAUUGGUCUACACAUAGUGGGCUCUCUAUAUCGCCGGGCAACACAAUCGACCGAUGCUGGAGGCCAACUUACGAACAGCAGCGACUUCAACGGGUCAGAACCGCACUACGAACUGCGUUAUCUUUGUCUGCUCUCGGAAUUGGCUGGUUUCAUUGUCCAUGAGCUCAAUGAGUCUCAGCAAGCUUCUCUAGAAGUGGAGAAAUACGCACUUAACCUCUUCCGUGGGACGGAGGUCAACGUAUCAGCAUCGUCAUCGUGGACUUGGUUGACUUCUGGUUACUUGGGUGUUCUGUCCCUUGGAAUAUUGGAGUCUGUACGGCCUGCUAGAAUAGCCAAACUUUACGAAACUGGCGUAGCACAGCAAAUCCUAACCGAAGGGACAGCUACUAAAAGCCCUGUUCAUGACUUCCCAUUGCCACCUGUGAGCAGAUCCGUCCUUGCCAUAUUGGCAAAUAAACACGCCAUCGAGGCCCUCGACUCCGUCAUAGCGAAUGUGACAAGGAGUUUGCAAGAUGCUCUGCGAAACACCAGGAUAAAAAGUGAUAACGACUUAUCAACAGCAAAUCUGGAAACUUGCUUUUCUGUCUUCUCCUUGAUAGCAGGACUCUUCAGACGAUAUACUGGCAUCAAAAUGCAACCUCUCAUUCAGCUCUUACGUACUGCCCCCAAUGAUGCUCGGUCCGGCUACCAGCUCAGCCGAGGACUGGAAAUUAUCGUUGUCCCUCAGAAAUCUCUGACAAAGGAGAACUUUGCUGUUGUCAGACCCCUCUGGCUCCAGAAGGUCUACAUCGAGCUCAUCAGUCCCAUGCUAGGAGCAGCCUUGGGCAACGGCUCUGGCAUUACCGAUCCCCUUGUCAGGACCAACUUUGGCAUAUCAGUGCUGCUGAUGGUCAAGCAUUUGAGCUUUUCCAUCUAUGAACAGGAUGCAGACAAGAUUCUGCGAGUCGCCAUUGCCAUCGCUCAAAAUCUCAGCAUAGGAUCCGACAGCAUGGCUGCCUUGCAGGUGAUCAAGGAUAUCCUGGUAGAAGCCUCCGAAAAGGCGCAAGAACACAUCCGCAGCCUUGUAAAGAUCUGUACCGGUAUUUUCACAAGCAGGGAGCAGUCAUCAGGUCGACCGGAUUGGAUGCCCGCGGGAUACGGCGCCGGGGUUCCUAGUUUGGAAGUGGAAGCCGGCUGUGGUAAGAUAGCGUUGGAGAUUGUAGGUGGGCUGCCGCAAAUGUUUGAGUCCCGCCAUUUGUUGGCAUUUGCGCCACAGGUUCAGCGGGAUUUAUCAACUGCAUGUGGUCAUAAGAUGCGUGAACUGAGAAGUACAGCGCGGUUGGCGCGGGGUGCGUGGGCAGAUGUGAGAUGA
Messenger RNA from Metarhizium album ARSEF 1941, 3507 nucleotides. RefSeq lists its product as uncharacterized. NCBI's taxonomy places the organism in Eukaryota, Fungi, Ascomycota, Sordariomycetes, Hypocreales, Clavicipitaceae. The transcript is spliced from 6 exons. Gene Ontology annotation, cellular component: cytosolic [4Fe-4S] assembly targeting complex. Bases 1 to 3507 code for a protein of 1168 amino acids. The record is from RefSeq and is a predicted model, not a curated record. Gene Ontology annotation, biological process: iron-sulfur cluster assembly.